This is a messenger RNA of Spirometra erinaceieuropaei, 1308 nucleotides long. Lineage: Eukaryota; Metazoa; Platyhelminthes; Cestoda; Diphyllobothriidea; Diphyllobothriidae. The record is from the annotation of a GenBank genome assembly.
AUGCUGGGAAGCCACGCCGUUUGCAGGCCGGCCGUGGCCGCAAGCGCAAAAUUCCCGGUCAAAACAAUCAAAAUCGAAACACACUCUGUUUCUUCCUCCUCCUCUCCCUCUCCGCCACCCCACUCGCCAGACUUGCAGGCUGAGUCCACUUACUCUGGCGGCCUGGAAUGUUCGUUCCCUUUUAGACAAUCCGAGGAGAAAGCGACCGGAGCGGAGGACGCGCUAGUGGCUCGCGAACUGACGCGCUACAAGGUGAACAUCGUUACACUCAGCGAGACCCGGUUUUCCGAACAAGGCUAACAGGGGGAGGUUGGGGCCGGUUACACCUUCUUCGAAAGUGGCCGCCCAAAGGCAAAGGGACGAGACGCGGGCGUCGCUUUUGCCAUCCGAAACGACAUCGUGGGACGACUGUCCUGUCUGCCGCAGGGCAUCAACGAUCAUUUGAUGAGCCUCCGCCUACCUCUACGGGAAGACAGAUUCGCCACCAUCAUCAUCGCCUACGCUCCGCCGAUGACCAGCCCCGACGCCGCAAGAGACAAAUUCUACGAUGACCUGCACGCCCUCUUGACGACUAUGUCGAAGGCGGAUAAGUUGAUUGUCUUCGGUGACUUUCACGCCCACAUUGACAUAGACCAUGCUGCCUGGUGAGGAGUGCUAGAUCCCCAUGGUCUCAACGGCUCCAAUGACAGCGUCCUGGGCAGUACAUCGACUCAUCCGGACGAACACCUUCUUCCGCCUCCCGAUGCGGUAAAAGGCCACCUGGAUGCACCCUCGGUGGCGAAACUGGCAUCUGCUAAACUAUAUCCUCGUCCAGAGGCGGGACCAGCGGACACGCUGGUGACAAAGACGAUCCCUGAUGCCGACGGGUGGACCGAUCGUCGUCUCGUCAUCUCACAAUUGCGGAUUCACCUUCAGCCUCGCAGGAAACUUCUAGGUAUGCGACGCCCAUAUAAGCUGAAUAUUGCCUCGUCUUUGCCUGCUCGUCAUCAUCAUUUCAGCGACGAGCUAACUCAACGGCUAGACAGCCUUCCAGUCGCUGUCGACGCCGCCGCUGCCGACAACGCCUCCGUGGAGAAACGAUGGUGUCACCUGCGGGAUACAGUCCAGACGACAGUUCUGGCUGUCCUUGGUCGCGCACGUUGCCGGCACCAGGACUGGUUUGAUGACAAUGACGCCGCCAUUAGCAACCCGCUCGUCGAGAAGAACCCCCUGCACAAAGCCUACGUCACCCGCCCCAUCGACAACAACGUAGUCAUCGCCUUGUGCAACAGCGGCUGCGCGAGAUGCAGGACGCCUGGACGGCUCUGA